Messenger RNA from Dothidotthia symphoricarpi CBS 119687, 383 nucleotides. RefSeq lists its product as uncharacterized. The transcript is spliced from 2 exons. Bases 8 to 316 code for a protein of 102 amino acids. NCBI's taxonomy places the organism in Eukaryota, Fungi, Ascomycota, Dothideomycetes, Pleosporales, Dothidotthiaceae. The record is from RefSeq and is a predicted model, not a curated record.
CCUCGCAAUGAAAGCCCUUUUCCACAUAGCACAUGCCCUCCUUGUACUAGUCCUGACUGCGUUGCUCAUCCGCGUAGUCUAUUACGGCUUCGCAAUACUCUGGGCGGAUCAGCAUCCGCAGCCCGUCCAAUCUCAACAAGACAGCGCAAAUGCUAAGCUGGAAAGGCCAUCGCCGCAAGAAAUGGCUGAGUCAAUGAACACGUAUUGGGAUAUGUGGGAUGAGGAUCACUGCAAACAUGUUUGCGAAACAUCGUGGACCGCGUGCCUACUAAGGCAGUGUGACCAAGUUCCAGGAGUGCGGAGACCCAACCCAUAGGUGUAGGAUGAGCAGUGAUAGUGGCUCGCUUGUGUAUAAUUGCCGGAAUCCGAAGGACUUAGAAGAC